CCCUGCAUAGGAUCACACACACAGCUGGAGGCAGAACACAGGGGAAUAAAUUGCUGAGAGACAAGCAGGAAUGGACCUGUUUUCAGCUCUCUCACUAGAAACCUGGGUCUUCCUGGCAAUCAGCCUGGUGCUCCUCUACUGCACCGAGUGGACUUUCUUCAUCUGAUGAUGAAUGCUCAUAAUAAUUCCAAAGACAAAGUGUCUCAUCAAGCCCUGUCUGACACAGAGAUCACAGCCCAGUCAGUAAUCUUUAUUUUUGUUGGCUAUGAAAUCACCAGCAGCACGCUUUCCUUUGUCCUGCAUUCCCUGGCCACUCACCCUGAUAUCCAGAAGAAACUGCAGGAGGAGAUCGACAGGGCUCUGCUCAAUAAGGAAUCUCCCACCUCUGAUAUCGUGAUGGAAAUAGAGUACCUUGAUAUGGUCCUUAAUGAAACCCUCAGAGUAUACCCAAUUGCUAAUUGACUUGAGCGAGUCUGUAAAAAGGAUGUUGAAAUUGAUGGUGUGUUUAUGCCCAAAGGGUCAACAGUGAUGAUUCCUUCUUAUGCUCUUCACCGUGACCCACAGCACUGGCCAGAGCCUAAGGAAUCCUGCCCUGAAA
Messenger RNA from Grammomys surdaster, 598 nucleotides. Its product is annotated as cytochrome P450 3A11-like. The record is from RefSeq and is a predicted model, not a curated record. Gene Ontology annotation, biological process: steroid metabolic process; oxidative demethylation. The coding region runs from base 166 to 462 and encodes 98 amino acids. The transcript is spliced from 4 exons. NCBI's taxonomy places the organism in Eukaryota, Metazoa, Chordata, Mammalia, Rodentia, Muridae. Gene Ontology annotation, molecular function: oxidoreductase activity, acting on paired donors, with incorporation or reduction of molecular oxygen; heme binding; testosterone 6-beta-hydroxylase activity.